AUGCGGUACGUCAGCACCAGGGGAAUGGCCCCUCGGGUGGACUUUGAGGGGGCCCUCUUCUCCGGCUACGCGCCCGAUGGGGGCCUCUUCAUGCCCGAGGAGCUCCCUCAGCUGGACACAGAGACUCUGCGUAAGUGGAGCACACUCUCCUACCCUGGCCUGGUGAAGGAGCUUUGUGCCCUCUUCAUUGACCCCGAGCUCAUUCCAAGAGAUGACCUACAUGAUCUGAUCGACCGAGCCUUCCGCAGAUUCCGUCACCCAGAGGUGGUCCAUCUGUCCAGGUUGAGGAACGGACUGAACGUGUUGGAGCUUUGGCAUGGGGUCACAUAUGCGUUUAAAGACCUGUCCCUGUGCUGCACAGGGCAGUUUCUGCAGUACUUCCUGGAGAAGAGGAAGAAGCACAUCACCGUGGUUGUAGGAACUUCUGGGGACACGGGGAGUGCUGCCAUUGAGAGUGUUCAAGGGGCGAAGAACGUGGACAUCAUUGUUUUGCUUCCCAAGGGUCACUGCUCAAAGAUUCAGGAGCUCCAGAUGACGACAGUGCUCAAGGAGAAUGUCCACGUGUUUGGAGUGGAGGGAAACAGCGAUGAGCUUGACGAGCCCAUCAAAGCCGUGUUUGCCGACGUGGGUUUUGUCAAAGAGCACAACCUGAUGAGCCUUAACUCCAUCAACUGGUCCCGGGUGCUGGUGCAGAUGGCCCACCACUUCUUUGCCUACUUCCGGUGCACACCAUCCAUGGAAACAGACCCCCUGCCCCUCGUGGAGGUGGUGGUGCCAACGGGGGCUGGCGGCAACCUUGCAGCUGGGUGCAUUGCUCAGAAGAUGGGCCUUCCCAUCCGCCUGGUCGCCACAGUGAACCACAACGACAUCAUCCACAGGACCAUCCAGCGGGGGGAUUUCUCUCUGGCCAAGGCCAUCAAACCAACCUUGGCAUCAGCUAUGGACAUCCAGGUGCCCUACAACAUGGAGAGGAUAUUCUGGCUGCUCUCCGGUUCUGACAGCCAGGCGACAAGAGCCCUCAUGGAGCAGUUUGAAAGAAGCCAGGAUCUGCGUCUGCCCAAGGAGCUGCACAGCCAGCUUUCAGCGGCUGUGACGUCUGCGUGUGUGCCGGAUGAGGCCAUCACUCGGACCAUGGCCCGCUGUUGGGAGCAGAACCGGUACCUGCUGUGCCCGCACUCGGCUGUGGCCGUGACUUACCAUUACCACCAGAUGGACAGAAGGCAGCCCAGCAGUAAUCCCUGGUGCUGCCUGGCCCCCGCCUCUGCAGCCAAGUUCCCAGAAGCUGUCCUGGCAGCCGGGCUGACCCUGGAGACCCCCGCGGAGAUCCGAGCCCUGGAGAGCAAGGAGACCCGCUGCGCACCCAUGAGGAGAGGCGAUGACUGGACACUGAUCCUUCGGGGCGCCAUUGAGGGGCUCAGUCAGCAGUGGAGGGGCCGUGCCCAGAGCUCAACCUAGCCGCGCUGGAUGGGACUGGGGCCGCAGGGGGCUGCUCGUGCCCCUGCGCCCCAGUGAGCGUCCCGGGCCAUGUGGGUUCUUUCCAGUGCUCAGCCAGACCCUGGCAAUUUCCAUACCCGGUGCCUGGUCCCCAGGGGUGUGUGUGUGGGAUUCAUGGAGGAUGAAGAUGAAGAGGCUGGUGCACAGUGCUCUGGGGGCUUAGAGCCCCACCCCCUACGGUCCAAUCACAGCUCCGCUAGGUGCCCAGUGCUCAUGCAUUCACAUGACGUAUGUUCACCGAGUGUCAACGGUAUCCCAGGCAGUGAUCCGGAGGCCAUGGCCUCUGAGGGAAAUAGAACAGCAGCCCCUCCCUGGCGCUUAGCAUUUAGCUUAGCCAACGGCCAGGAAGCAAAUUGCUCACACAAAUAAACAUUGUCAUUUAAACUUCA
Molecule: messenger RNA, 1883 nt
Organism: Echinops telfairi (small Madagascar hedgehog)
Lineage: Eukaryota; Metazoa; Chordata; Mammalia; Afrosoricida; Tenrecidae
Gene: THNSL2
Product: threonine synthase like 2
Exons: 8
Coding region: 1-1455 (484 amino acids)
Biological process (GO): 2-oxobutyrate biosynthetic process; dephosphorylation
Molecular function (GO): pyridoxal phosphate binding
Source: RefSeq, a predicted model, not a curated record